UGGACGUCUGGACGUAGCCCACUAACCACUGUUCAGUUGUUAGUUGUUAUUAGUCAAUACUCACAGUAGCUGCUCAGACGCUCAGUAAUCACUUCUCGGACUUAYUCAUUAGCCUGCACUCUGCAGUAGGUAGUACCCAGUCAACAGAACAUUUUAAGACAAUGCCUUUGGCCAACAUAACUCGCGUUGAAAAGUUUAGUUCUUGUCAUCGGCUCCACAGCAACAAUUUAAGUGAUGAAGAAAAUGUAAAAACUUUUGGGAAAUGUAACAAUAAAAAUGGACACGGACAUAAUUAUAAAGUCGAAGUUACAGUUAAGGGUCUAAUCGAUGAAAACACCGGCAUGGUUAUGAACGUAUCUGACCUAAAAAAAUAUAUUGACAUUGCUGUAAUGGAGCCAUUGGAUCAUAAAAAUCUGGAUAUGGAUGUACCUUACUUUAAACAUCGUGUUAGUACGACUGAGAAUGUAGCAAUUUUUAUAUGGCAAAGUUUAAAAGAUGUUAUGCAUAAUCCUAAUUUGUUGUAUAAAGUUAAAUUAUUUGAAACUGAUAAAAAUAUUGUUGUUUAUAAAGGUGAAUAAUUUAUUAUAUUUGAGUAAAUACUUACCUCCUGGUUGUUGUAAUAAGAAUUGUAUUUUUAUAAAAUUUAAGUUUUUAUAGUUUAA
Diuraphis noxia (Russian wheat aphid) is the source of this 662-nucleotide messenger RNA. RefSeq names its product 6-pyruvoyl tetrahydrobiopterin synthase purple (gene pr). Gene Ontology annotation, biological process: tetrahydrobiopterin biosynthetic process. NCBI's taxonomy places the organism in Eukaryota, Metazoa, Arthropoda, Insecta, Hemiptera, Aphididae. Gene Ontology annotation, cellular component: mitochondrion. The record is from RefSeq and is a predicted model, not a curated record. Gene Ontology annotation, molecular function: 6-pyruvoyltetrahydropterin synthase activity.